AUGAAAUUUUUAUCUGCUUUAACAACAGCUUUAUUAUCAACAGCAGCUUUAGCUAAAAACAUUGUCUUAACAAAUGAUGAUGGUUGGGCUUCAACUGAAAUCAGAGCAACUUAUAGAGAAUUAACAAAUGCAGGUCAUAAUGUUUAUUUAGUUGCUCCAUUAGAACAAAGAUCAGGUUUUGGUGGUACUUUUACAUUUUCAUAUACUGAUAAAUUAUUACAUGAUGAUCAAUUCCAUUUCAAAAAAGAAGGUGAUGCUGCUUGGGGUCAUGAAGAAAAUGAUGAUCAUAUUUGGUAUUUCAAUGCUACACCAGCUGCUUGUGUUGGGUUUGCUUUUGAUUAUUUAUUACCAACUCAUUUUGCUGAUGUUAAAAUUGAUUUAGUUGUCUCUGGUGUUAACCAAGGUUUAAACUUGGAUAUUCCAAUGUUCACCAUUUCUGGUACUAUUGGUGCUACUUAUAAUGCUGUUUAUAGAGGUUAUUCAGCUGUUGCAUUCUCUGGUUCAACUUCAAAUAAUUCAUUCUAUCAAGAUUCAUUAAAUGAUGAUUCAAAUGCUCCUGCAAACAUUUAUGCUAAAAAAGUUGUUGAAAUCACUUCAAAAUUAUUUGAAUCUCAAGGUGAUAAUGAAAGAGUCUUACCAUUAGGUACUGGUUUAAAUGUUAACUUCCCAAAAGUUACUACUUUAGUUAAAGAAGGUUCAGAAGAAUGUUCAGAUCCACAAUUUGUCUUUUCAAGAUUAACUGGUGAGCAUGUUGCUAUUCCAGGUUUAAAAUUAAAUGAAACUUCAGGUGUUUUUGAAUUUUCAAACUUGAAAAAUGGUUCAAUUGCUACUGGUGUUAAAUAUAAUGGUAUCUUUGAUUUACCAAGUGAAAACUCAGUUACUGAAAAUGGUUGUUGGACUUCAGUCUCUGCCUUCAGUGUUGAUUAUUCUGCUCCAGAACAAGAAGCCAAUGAAGCUAAAGCUUUAUUAGGUGAUUUAUUAGUUCAAAGAUCAUAG
Hansenula ciferrii is the source of this 996-nucleotide messenger RNA. Its product is annotated as 5'-nucleotidase surE. The transcript has a single exon. The coding region runs from base 1 to 996 and encodes 331 amino acids. Lineage: Eukaryota; Fungi; Ascomycota; Saccharomycetes; Phaffomycetales; Wickerhamomycetaceae. The record is from RefSeq and is a predicted model, not a curated record. Gene Ontology annotation, molecular function: nucleotidase activity.